AUGCUUCGUCCGCAGGCUCUGUGUGUCCUGUGCGGCUACUUCUGCGACAAGGCUUCGUCGGACGGAGACGGCCACGCGGCAAAGCUUGCCGAGACCAUCUCAGGGUGGUUCUGGCCGGUCCACGGACGCACUGCGCUCCCGCCGGUCCGGCAGCACAUGGAGGUCUUCGCAGUGAGGAUGUGCAGGGCGUACCCGGACUUGUUCUUGACAGCUGUGGUCAAGGAGCUCAAGGAUUUCCGCCUUCCUGGCCAAGUCCUGUGCAGCCUCCUGAUCAUCACAGGGCACACCCUCAUCGGAAACGAAAGCGGUCUGUCUGCGCGGCACCGUGUACUCAUGUUCCGGGCGUGUCUCCCGUGGGUGGUAGGGACUCACGUGAUGGGGAGGCUGAUAGCCCAGCUUGUCUGCCACUCCGUCCUGCCCGAGUUCGCUGCUGCUGCUGCUGCUGGGAGGGGGGGAGACAAUGGUGAUGGUGGUGGUGGUCUUGAUGGUGGUGCGACCAGGAUCGUCCACGGGGAGCCCCACCUGCAGGCGCUGUUCGAUUUCCUGCACGAUAAUCCGGAGAUGCGGCAGCUAGAGGCCUUCGGCCAAACCGACUGCGACGCGUUGUGCACCGUGGAAGGGAUGCUCGAGGCCCACGGCACCGGAGCCGCGGGCGAAAUCACCCCUACCCACAUGUGCGAGCUGUUCAAAGAGACCAUGGAUGAGAUCUGGAACGAAGCGCUCCUUGACAAAGUCCAGGUCCUUGAGGACGGACGGGCGUGGCUACAGACUGCGGCUGCGGUUGACAGCGGGGCGUGGUUCGAGGAAGAGGGAGGACGAGCAGGAGCAGGAGCAGCAGAUGGAGUAGGCGAGGAGGCUGGGCUUUCUCUCAAGAGCGGCGGCGGUGGCGGUGGGGACAGCAGCCACAUACAGCAGAAGAUCAUCCCGUGGGAUACUCUGGACCUGACGGUCGCGUCCGCGACCUCAGCGUCCUUGGAGCAAUCCACCGCUGCGGGCAGGGUCAGGCAGCCGGUGAUCAUGUGCGCCUCUCUCGUUGAUAAGGUUCCGAACAUCGCGGGGUUAGCACGCACGAGCGAGAUCUUCGCCGCAACGAAGCUCGUCGUUCCGGACCUUCGGGUCAUGAAAAGCCCCGCCUUCACCAAGAUUUCCACGGGAGCCGAGCAGUGGCUGCCCGUCGAGGAGGUCGGCGAGGAGCAGCUGGUGGCGUGGCUCCGCAGGGUGAAGAAGAGGCGGGCGGGGGGAGGGGGGCAUGUGCUCGUCGGGAUCGAGCAGACCAACAACAGCAUUUGCCUCACCAAGAUUAAGUUCCACCGACACCUGGCCUACACCCUGGUUCUCGGCCGGGAGAACUCGGGGUUGCCCCUGGACGUGAUCGGCGAGAUGGACGUGUGCUGCCAGAUCCCGCAGCAGGGCGUGCUACGCUCGCUGAACGCCCACGUCUCGGGAGCGAUCAUCUUGGCCGAGUACUCUCGCCAAAUGUUGGUGGAUUCUUAGGAAGUACACGCAUACAUGCAGGAGGGGUGGGUAGGGUGCCUCACGGGGAGGAAUCCCUCUGUGUGACCAUGACCACUGAUUGGAGCAGGGGAGCGACGGUACCUCCUACCCGGCAGAAAUACAUCCCUGUGAGCGAUAAUAUGAAACGAGUGAAAAAAAUAAAUAAAUGGUUGGAACACAAACCGUUCGAUAUUUUAUUGUGCCCUGUUUACGAAGGAAGGCAUGUGUUGGAAUCUUUACACUGUGAGCAUUGAGGGACAUUUGGUGGAUUCUGGAACGUUUUUUCUUACCGUUGGAACAGCUUGCGGACAGACAGGCGGAAUGCACCGGACGCUGUGAUCUUUUCUUUUUAACUGCCCGACCGCAGCGAACUGUUCCUAGGAGAAAGCAAAUGGAGUAAAACACUCAACAAGAAUCGCCACUCCGAUGGGCCACCCGUACGUACUCCAUGAGAGAGGGCAUUAAGAGAGAGGCAUUAAGUGCCCG
Molecule: messenger RNA, 1980 nt
Organism: Ectocarpus sp. CCAP 1310/34
Lineage: Eukaryota; Phaeophyceae; Ectocarpales; Ectocarpaceae
Source: the annotation of a GenBank genome assembly